UAGGAGAAAAGCGACUGGGAUGAUACACUUGAUCUUUUUCAUACGUUAUCGGAUGAGUGUACUAGGUAAAAUCCUUUCAUAAAGGAUCACAUUUUAAUUUACGAUCUCAUAUUGUUCUUCCCUGCUCUUAACCUUCACUUGUCGCCACUAAUGCUUAUGCAAAAAUAAGUACAAUGCUUUACUGAUGAAUCCAUUUCCUUCUUCGCGCAUUUGUGUUAUAAUGCAAUGUUAGGAAAGUGAUCUUGAGAGGUCUACGCAUGCAUCUUGCACUGGUAUAUUUUCGGUUUGGACGUCUUCCAUGAAAAAGUAACUAACUAUACUUGAGGAAAUGGCUGAACUCGAACUACCUGACAGAGGUCGGGCAUGGGUAAUUGCUUUCGCAGCUUGUAUAAUUAAUAUGAUUUUAUCUGGAUUGUCCAGGAUUAUUGGGAUUUUGUAUGUAGCUGUGAUAGAAACAUAUGGAGUAACAAGGCAAGAAGCAACUAUACCCUUUACCGUCCGAAACUCAAUCCGCUCUUUAUCAGGCCCGCUGGUCGGAGUAAUUGGUCAGAGAUAUGGAAUUAGAAUGGUUACAUUUUGGGGUGGAGUGGUUGCUUCUGCAGGAGCUGCUCUCUGCUGCAUUGCACCUAACGUCACCUGGUUAGCAGUGUUCUGGGGAGGAGUACAUGGUUUAGGAUUUGCUUUUGCAAAUACCUUGUUUCAAGUUGUAGUAAACCAAUACUUUGAGAAACACCGAGCUACAGCAUCUGGCAUCGCUUUAUCUGGAGCUUGUGUCAGUAGUCUAGCAUUUCCUAUCAUGAUAGAAGCCAUCUUGGACAAGUUCGCUCUGUCGGGUGGUUUCCUCAUAUUGGGAGGUGUCGUUAUGCAUGUGUUGCCACCUUCGUUAUUGCUGAAAGCACCACCAUGGGUUGAGAAUCCACAGGAGUAUGCCAGACAGUGGGAAUUGGUGAAUUCCACAAAAUCAGUUGGAACAAUGGACACCAUAGGUUCAACAGAAAGGGAGAAUACAGUAAUUUCCACAGAAAUAGAUAAUACCGUAAUCUCAACGGAAAAGGAGAAGGAAGAUGAAUGUAUAAAAAAGUGCGAAAUCAGACUUGUAAGAUCAACGUCUCUUAGCAAUUGCCUUGUAGAAGAAGUUGAAGUAUGCAGCGCAUACAGGUGCAAUUUUCAGAAGGAAACGCCCAGUGGACUGCUAUGUCAAAUGGAAAAUUUUGUAAGGAGGAGAUCGGAAGAUGGUGUCAUCUGUAAACUGUACAAAAUUACAGAGUCAUCGGAUAUGGAUGAUAGGCUCUUUACACAGAAUGGAUACGUGUUACGAGAAGGCAGUUCAUCUGUAUAUUCAAUAUCAGGUGAUGUUUUAGACAGAGAAAGAGAAAGAGUAGAACUCGCAGAGUUGCAUUCUUCAGCCACGCCGAGCCAAGAACCUAUACCAGCACCAAAACGCAUCUCCAUUGCAGAAAGCUUCAUCAGUAUUGCGAAGCUUUACACGAAUCCUGUAUAUGUUUUGAUCAGUUUAUCCAUGUUGACGUACAUCAUUAUUUUAAUACCCAUACUCACGGUCAUUGUUGAUUACAGCAAGGACAAAGGCAUACCAGAAACUAAUGGAAAAUACCUUAUAAAUGCCAUGGCCAUAGGAGAUUUGAUUGGCCGGCUCUGCUUUGGUUGGGUUACGGACAAGAAGUACGUGACAAUUCCAGCCUUCAUGACCCUGACUCUCUUCCUAGAAGGAAUAUUCACAGCUCUUUUUCCUUUUGCUUUUGAGUUGUAUACUUUCAUGGCACUCUUGGCUCUGUAUGGAAUAACAUCGGGAGCUAUACUCGUCCUUUUUCCAGUGCUGGUAUUGAAAUAUGUAGAACAAGAAAUGCAGUCUAUUGGCAUGGGCUGUGUUGGAUUUUUGUCUGGGUUAGUUUCUUUCGGCAUUCCCUCUUUAAUCGGUCAUUUUAGGGAUUACGUAGGCUCAUAUGACGGUGUGUUCUACUUGACUGGAGCCAUUUCAGUGGUAUCUGGACUAUUGUGGCUUUUGGAACCAGUAUUAGCUAAAAUGUAUUAUAAAAACAAAGAAAUGGAAAAACAAUGAUACGGACAAAUAUGUCGUCGACACACGUAACCUCAAAGAAACAAAUUUAAAUGAGAAAAAUAUAUGACUAAAUUAAGAAGAGUGACAUUACAUUAUCAGGAAAGAAAAGCCAGUAAAAGACAUUACUACAAGAGUAUGUACCAACUCUGAUUUUCAUUAAAAAUAUUCUUUCCGAAUAAAGCCGGUAAGAGAAAGAACGAAGGAUAAAACGCAAGCGCAAAACUUUCGUGAAGCAUUCUGAAGUAACCUUUUGUACUGUCAAUCAUCUGCUGAUUGCCGAUCUGCAACGUUCUUUGGCUUUUCUUUUUGCAGUGAAGUUUGUUGCAAAUGAUAGUGGACAAACAACUGAUUUCAACUUAUUGAUUGCAUCUCUACAGAAAUUAUUUUUUCUGCAUAUUUAAUGAAUCAGCAUUAUACUUAUAAAACUUUAACUAUGUUAACAUCUACUAAGAUCCAAUAAAGUUUAUACAAGAGCAAGAGUUACUAAUUACGCAAGAAUAUACAUUUGUGCAUAAUAUGCAUAAUAUUCAAAAUAUUCUUUUGUGUCAAAGCAAAGAAAAGAUUGUACAAACAUUGAUUUUUAAUUGUUUUGCAUUAGAAUAUUUACCGAAUAAGCCACACGGCUUUACUUUUUUCUUGUUAUUCGAUAUCAUUCGUAAAUAACAACAUUCAGCAGUGCUUAUAUAUAAAAGAAGGUUCCAUUAUUCUUAUUUUUUAAUAUUUUUAUCACAAAAAUUCUUAAAACCAUGCAUUAAGAUUAUAAAUUUCUCGGUAAUGUUGAAGGAGCAGGUAUA
This is a messenger RNA of Stegodyphus dumicola, 2871 nucleotides long. RefSeq names its product putative monocarboxylate transporter 5. NCBI's taxonomy places the organism in Eukaryota, Metazoa, Arthropoda, Arachnida, Araneae, Eresidae. Gene Ontology annotation, biological process: transmembrane transport. The record is from RefSeq and is a predicted model, not a curated record. Gene Ontology annotation, molecular function: monocarboxylic acid transmembrane transporter activity.